UUCUCGUUUUCAUUUCCUUCAAGCACCCUCCUGCACUUGAGGCCUUCCAACAACAACACAGGAUUAGAAGGCACCAUGUCCUGCUGGUGGGUGAUACUGGGGAUCAUGUCGGCGAUUGCGGAGGCCAGACCAUCAGAGUCAGAGCGUGUGACCAUCGAUUUAUCCGCCCUACGUCCUUCUUUGCCUGGGCUAGUUCUGUACAAAUAUGGCGAUGUCGCACCCAAAUUGGUGCAAGUCGACCUGUCUGCUCUGAAUCCCCAAUUGCAGCCACAUGUCAUAUGGCCUCAGUUUGAUGAGCUGGAUCUCGAUGAACGAAAUUUCGAUAUGGACAAUGUCGACGCCAUUCCUUAUCUCUCAGAAGAGGACACCCUCAUGUACAACAGCUAUCCCAAGCAUCAGUCUCAGCGCAUGAUGGGCAGAAUAAGUGGACAUUGGCUGGACAAUGGAGGCCGCUCGGACAUGUACGAUUUCGUUGCAGAUUCUCCUGACCAACAGCUGCUUUCACUGCAUGGAAGCUUGCCCGUGGCUGACGAAGUGAUUGUACCUCUGGACUGGGAAGAGGAGGAAACGAAGCAGAAAGGGAAGAAGAGGAACGUUUUCCUGACCAAUGGUUGGGCAGCUGCUGGAAAAAAAGAACUCAAGAACAGGCCUCAACCUCCUAAUGUACUUAAAGGUAUUUCUUCCAGUCCCAACAGUUAUUUCACAACGAAACCAGCUCAAGAGCGCCCUUCUUUGCGCAGGCGCGAAAGGGAAUCUGAACAAAACCACUCUGUCUCCAGAAGUCACCAAGCAAUGGAAGACGCCAAAUCCAAAUCAUCUGCAUCUCCUCAGAACGCAAAGGCGGAGACAAAGGUUACCAGCCAAGAGUCAUGGUCAGUGCCUAGACAGUACUGGUCAAUCCCUCACUUUUUUGUGGGAAACUGGAAAUAAAGAGAAGGCUGCACAAAAAAAAAAGCCUUAAGAAACAUGACCUUGAGGCUCCCAUUAAUUGAAAGAUGACAAUUUCGGUGUUCCAUAUUGAUGUACAUUUCAGAAAAUUCAUGCAAAAACGUGUAUUUCGCAAA
This is a messenger RNA of Argiope bruennichi, 1064 nucleotides long. RefSeq lists its product as uncharacterized. The transcript is spliced from 5 exons. Bases 76 to 930 code for a protein of 284 amino acids. Lineage: Eukaryota; Metazoa; Arthropoda; Arachnida; Araneae; Araneidae. The record is from RefSeq and is a predicted model, not a curated record.